Messenger RNA from Aedes albopictus (Asian tiger mosquito), 6866 nucleotides. It is a transcript of the gene bif, whose product is annotated as homeobox protein 5. Gene Ontology annotation, cellular component: nuclear membrane; rough endoplasmic reticulum membrane. Lineage: Eukaryota; Metazoa; Arthropoda; Insecta; Diptera; Culicidae. Gene Ontology annotation, molecular function: microtubule binding. The record is from RefSeq and is a predicted model, not a curated record. Gene Ontology annotation, biological process: neuronal signal transduction; chemotaxis. The coding region runs from base 677 to 5176 and encodes 1499 amino acids. The transcript has 5 exons.
UCUCUUGUGUGCGAUUGAUAGUAAAGUUAUCGAGAAGAGGCAACAAAAUUGAUUUCUCAUUAGCGACGAUAACACCUUCCGACGAAGCGAAAAUUGGACAACCUCAGGCAAGGUUGCGUGUUUGCUGAGUCAGUCGUCAGUCGCUGUGUUUGACGAAGAACCUGUCAGCUCUAUUGGGAAGUGAUUUGUGCAGUUGUGGGAGCCUCUAGGUCCUUGGGAGUGUGCUGCGGUAGGGAACCGCGGGUGUCUUUCAAAUCAAUAUUGAACGUUCUUUCGCUGUGCUUUCUUCUGAGGUUUCGCGUGAACAUGGCCACGUCCUAGGUAUGUAACUUCGCUGUAGUCGUCGUAAUACCAAAUACCUCGUGAGGACGCGUGGUGUGGGCUGAAAGUGCGGGGGAAAGAGAGCGUGUGGAAAAACGGUUUCCAAGCGAUAGACUCAUUAGCAUAAAACAAUAACAAAAGAGUGAAAAUAACCACAAUAACGAAAUUCACACAACCAAAGGCAUGAUGGUGCGGCAAUGAGUGUAUCUAGUGCAUAAUUGAGAGUAACUUACCUACAACAACAACCGGCAAAAGAGUGCUUAACAAUUACUACACUGGAAGAAAAGGGCUUUAUUGAAUCAGUGUGCUGUGAGUGACUAACCAAAUACCAAAUCCCUCGUAAUUCGGCUUGUGCAUGAUGUCGGAACCCACUACUAAUCCCACGGCAAACCCUGCAGCCGGCGCCGGGGAACCGAUCCCACAGUGGAAGAAAGAACUGCUCCAGCGCCGGAAGAAUCUGGCCAAAACCAUCGGAACGGCUGCCACGCAGGUACACGACAGUGCUUCUACAGUGGCGGCGGCACUCACCACCACUCCAACGACGCCGCGGGCCGGCAGCGGAACGAGCGGGAGCCCCUUCGGAAGCGGUGGUGCCAGCUACAAAGAUCCAUCGGUAGUGGCAGCACCGUCCACCGUGGCAGAUACCACCGCCCCCAGUGUACAAUCAUCAUCACCAUCAGCGCCAGCGACUAGUCCUACCCCUAGCAAUAGUUGUUAUAGUAGUAGUGCAAAUAGUAAUAAUAACAAUAAUAAUGGUGAUUCACCUGCUUCGCCACCCGCAGCUACCACCCCGACGUCGUCGCUCUUUGGGGCCCCGGUGUUCGUAGGUCAUUCGCCAGUGAAUGAACAUCCAGCGACGUCGCCGCAAGUGUUGGUAAAGUCUGCAGCACUGGUGGGCACCAGCAGCACCAAUACCAUCGCCAGCCACAGUGCUGCCGUCGCCGCCGCCACUCGAGCAGCCGAAGUGCCGUUGCACGCUCAGCAGUCACAUUCCAAUGACGGUCCGGAGAGCACCAGCUGCACCAGUAGUACUACCAGCCGAUCGUUCACGUUAAGCCAUCUCCAUAGUAGCAGCGGUGGUGCGUCGUCGAGUGGUGGUCCAGUGGGAAAGUAUGCCGCCACCUCCGGUGGUAAUGGUAUUAGUGCUAGUAGCAGUCUUGAUUGUGAGCUAACAACGCGACCAGCUUCUUCUUCGGGGGAAACAAGUAACAGUUAUAGUGGAAUCGGUGAGAUUGGUUUAAGAUCGAAGAAAAACACUUCAAGUGCUUCGAGCAGCAGCAGCCCCAAAAUGGUUGCAGCGAGUGCUGAAGAGAUUGUUUACGAGAAGAAUCCGCGAUUUGUGGGGAACGGCGGAGGCGAGGGGACCACCGUUGACGUGGACUCGUCUGAGGAGUUAAAGUAUGGACCGGGAAUAGUGUCAAAGUUGAGGUGUCGUUAUUUGAGCCUUGCGCUGAGGCAAUCCGCGAACAAGCAGAGGCCUUCUUUGAACAACAUGCGUAGGGCCACCAGUUUGAACAAUCUGCUGGACGAGGAAGGGGAAGAUUUGAGUGAACGGGAGCAAUCGAUCGAGUCCUCCAAGGAUCAUCACCAACCGUCGUCGCAGGAGAAGGGGGGAUAUCUGCAGCAGCACCAGCAGCAGAGCCAGAAUGGGAAAUUUGGCCAAUUUACGAACAACCAAAUAAACACGGGAACGGCGAAAACAGCAAAAACGCCCGACGAGUACAUCUCGACGUUCCAGAAGAGCGUGCAGAACAGUUAUACGCGAAGUGGCCGACAGACGGAGAAGAAGAACGAGUACAAUCGGUACAAUAAGCAGCGUGGUGCCGAUUCGCUAAAACGGGCUCGAUCAGUUGAGGCGCUGGUGCGCUACGAUCAUAAGGCCUGGGAGCGCGAUAUCCAGAAGGAAAAUCUCUACAGUAGCAACGAUAGCAAUGUGAUCAUACUGGAUGAGAUUAGCUGCACGAACGGGACCAACGGUGGCAACAACAACUGUCAAUCAUCGGUGGCGAUGAGCAAGGCUGACCUGAUAACGGACUGUGUCACGAUCGAGGAAAAGAUUAUCAACGGUCGGGAGAAAGGCGAUCCCAAACCGAAGCGGCUGACCUCGUUCAUCGAUGCGGACGAACGUCCUCCGCCGGAUGUCGUUCGGCAGACGAUGAAAAUAUUUGAGGCUAAUGCCAAUCGUAGAGGACGACCUGUUGCGAGAACUAACGGUGCUGCCGGGGAAGUUGCUGCCAAGGUAGCCUGCUACAAGUCGAUCAUUUCGCAGGAUAAGCCCCCGAUCACACAUCCCAAACCGCCGCUCAGUCCUAAGAAGCCAAAUAUCAUACCACGUUCUGCUAGUCCCAAAUCGAAUGGAAAUUCCGCUCCGGUUGCCACCAACGGUCUCAAAGAGAAGCCCGCGCUCCCGAAGCUGGACAUUGGCGUGAUCCGUAACAGUUUGGAAACAACUAACAACCUCAAGAACUCGGCAUCGUCUCCCAAUCAUAACAAUAACAAUACAUCCACACCGCCGCUAUCUGUGCGCGUACCAGAAUCGCAAUCCUACCGUCUCAAGUAUGAAUCACCCGCCUUAUCGCCAAACAGCACUGCCCAACACAAAGUCACUUCUAGCGCGGCGUCGCCGACGACUACGACGACAAACCGCGCGGAGAGUCCUCGAGCUGCUGCCGCCUGUAUGCAAAACAACACCCCGAACAGUACGGCUCUCACGUUCAUCGACUCACCAUCGAUUCCAACUCUUGCGAGCAAGCUCGGCAAUCUAAACAUCGCGACCUCUACCCCUACGAGCACCCGCUCCUCCACCCCGCAAGAUCUGCCCGCGCUUCCGCCGCAAGCCCCACCCCGGCAGCCGCCCGCCGCGGCGCUCCUCCAGUACGCCACCAGCGAUGAAGAGGAUCCGGACGACCCGGAGGAGGACCGACAGCACCAAUACUCGCUGAACCAUAGCAGCGAUUCCGAUCAAUCGUGUGACCUUGCACCGACCACGGAAGGCGACGACUACGACUACGAUUACGCCGACGAGUUCGAUCCGCAGGAGGUGAAAAAAGUAUCCCGUGCCGCCAUGGAUAACAUUUCCCGUGCGGGCGUCACGACGCAAUUCCGCUUCAACGGCCAAUCCCAGCAGAACAAAUCCCAUCUGCCAUCGCUCGGCGCUGGCGGCGGUGCAAAGCUGCUCUCCAACAAGAAACUGAACGUCGACGAUCAUCAGUCGGCGUCGAAUUCCUCAUCGACGUCGUCAUCGCCGAUCACAGUGCCCGCCGUGGCCCCUGUGAUCGCCCACAAACCGCCUGUGCCACUGUCACGUGAAAGUCUCGCGUCGUCCACCAAUAAUGGCCUUAAGCCGAACAGCAACACCAACAACAGUGUCACGCAUAAUAUCAAUAGUGUCAACAGUAGCAAUGCCAAUAUCAGUGUCAACAACAACAACAACAACAGCAAUAAUGGAAGCAAAGUGGUGAUAAAUGAUUCAGUCGGAUCGGCGGCGCCGUCGUCGAUGCCGCCCAAUGUGAGUGCCGGUGGUGCUAGUGACGUGUCGAAAACGGUGAAUCUAACCGCACGCGAAAUCGAGAAGAAUCAGAUCAAUUUGGUCAAGAGUGAAGAAGGCCUCCUCCAUAAUAGUGCUUCUAGUGUUGUCGGUGGUGGAAUGUUGGGAAAAACCGGUGCCGGGGGUGACGUCAGCACCAACACCAAUACCGGCGCCGGUGCCGGUGCCGGCGGUGACUUCUUUAUGGCCAAGUGGGGCGGUGCCCAAAAGGCGACGACGGGCGCCGGUGAAACUGUGGCCGCCGCCCCGAUGGUGGUGCCUACGAAGAAGAAGGUUAAAGCGCCACCGCCGCCACCCAUCGAGGCCAACACGAUGGUGUUCAAUUUCAGCGACCGGAAGGACGUACCGGAUUACAUCGAGAACGACGGGAUCAUCCUGCGGCCGCGACCACGGGAGCUGCCUAAGCCCGGCGAGUCCGGUUUCGUGGUACUGGGCGACCUCACGCUCGAAACCUCGACCGAUCCGGACGACUCGUGGGCCAUGGGACCCCCGUCGCCGUGCGAUGUCGAGUUUGCCAACGCUAACAUUGUGAUCAACGGUAAAUCCAGUAUGAGAAACAAGACUUCUAGGGAUAGCAAGUUCAAAAUCCAAUUUGACGAUUCAUUAACCUCGACCUUUGAGUACCCGUCGGAGACCUCGCUGCUGGAGGCCACGAAUGGCGGCGUCGGCUACGACGACGAUGUAGCGGACGGUCUAAUGGAUGCUGCGGCCAUCCUCGUCAACAGCAAGAUCAACAUUGCCGCUGCCAGCAACAACAGCUUGGGUAACACGGUGGCGACGGUGGGGGCGGUUGCGACGACGACAACUACGACAACGACGGGGAGCGGCGGAGGUGGCGGCGGUGGCGGACUUACCUUCGGGGACAACGGUCUGCUGUCGCACAAGAACACCCUCCUCUCGUCGAUGCCACUAGGCUCCGCUCCUUUUGCUAGUUAUACCCCAGUAAAGGCCGCCAUAGACACCACCUUCGAACUGGGCGUCACGCGAACGCCGUCCCCGUCGAGCACUGCCAGCAGUACGUGUAGUAGCAACGAACAGCACCAACAACACCACCCACAGCAGCAACAGCAUCAGGUUCAUCACCAUCCGCAUCAUCAGAAUCCGCAUCAGCAUUCGAAUGGUCACCAGCAGCACCAUCAUCAGCAACACCAGGGCCGGAUCAACGGCGACGCCUCGGCUGGUGGGCUGUUGCUGCUGAAUGGUGACUCCUCCGGUGAACCGGAGAGCAUACAGUAUCUGAAACCGGCCUCCGACGAGCAAACGGUCAACUGGAGUCAGGGCACACGGGUCACGGAUUUGCUCUUCUAGACCCCCCGAAAAGGUGCGAUUUGUUAGAUGUUGUAAGCAAUUUUCUGUGUAACUUGGUUAUCACUUUAUACUUUUUGUGUAAUUAGCUAGUUUAGUAGAAGAGGAAUCCUGUGGAAUGGAUUCUUUACACGUACACACAUACAUACAGACACUUACAUAAACCUAGAAGCUUAUUGUGAGGAAACUUUUUAUGCUUUCGAUGUUUCGUUGUGUGCGGAGAAACAUCCGGCGACGAAAAGUUAUUUUGCCGAGAAGAAAAUUCCAAUUUUUUCAGUAGUACAGUACUAACCUAAUCAGUAACGAAAGAAGAUAAAAAAUGUCCCAUUUUUAAUCAAACGAACAAAAAAGUGGACUUUCCGAGAAAAAAAAAGACAAGUUUAUUGCAGUAUUUAAAGCCGAGUUUUUUAUAGGAUAAGAUGUCAUUGUGAAAAUUUGAAUUGAAAGUGAAAUGAAUAUUGAUAUCAUUUGUGAUGAGUAUACAUAUACAUACAACAAGAGUACGGAACAUAAAUUCGAUUUAACCCCCUCUUUAUAAAUAUACCUAUUCUAUUAUAUGAAGAAAAUGAAGCAUAUUAAUUCUAAGCGAAACAAGGUUAUACACAAUAGGCUUACUAUUUUUAGCUAUUCCCUAGAGGACCCGAGACAGCGUGUAGGGCGAACCCAAGAGAAAUUUCUAACAUCGAUGAAACGAAGAAAAUUCCACGUCUGAGAGUUUAAGGCUUACUAGUGCGAUUCACGAUUCUUGUCGAAUCGAAUCGGAGCAUUGCUCCUUAGAGAUAUUUAUGUCUUUAGAUUCCUCGUGUCACAUGGUAUAAAUCUAUGACAGAAUAAUAAAACUGCUUAUAUUUAUUGUGCCACGGGAAAUCUCAAAACUCCAAAUCUGAUUCGGUUAGGUAAGAACGUGACGCCAGAAUGUGAUUGAAACCCGCUUUUAGGUUAAUCCUAACCCUAAUCAACCUUUCAUUCCCGAGGGUACCCAAUCCCUCGCUCUUUCCGUAGAAUCGUAGAACUUUCAACCGGCGGAGCGUUUCCCGACUCACAAUUUCCAGCUCCUUAGUAUGUCUCCCUAAAAGAACAGAAAUGACAGUUAUGAUCAUAUUCUUUCCAUUUUAAUCAUGUAAUAAGUAGAAAACCCCCUCUACAAGUUCAUACUUAUAUAGGAAGAUACUUUAAAGCAAAACCGUAGAAUCGUAGCCAACAAGGCGAAGCAUAAGGCGUUCAGAGUGUAGUAGAUCGAUAGUCGUCACCAAAUCAAAUGAUCCAUGCAUGUGUAGUCAGUCAGUCAGCCAGUCAGCUCUUAUUCAGCUCCAAAUCCGAGCUUCUCUAUAGCCGGGGAUCACUUGUUGUAUAGUGGUGUGUGUUGAAUGUUUUCGUUUGAAUGAUGGAAGUCGAACCGACGCAACCGGCGCAGCAGGAAUCAAACGCUGAUGGCGAUUGUUCAAGUCAAGGGCUUUCGCUCGAAGAAGGGAAAUAUUGAUAAAAAAUAUGAAAUGACGGGAUUCGAAGGAAAAGUGCAAGAAAGACGACGUGUAAUUAUAUGUGGUAGUUAAGGAACUCUUUUCUUUCCGUUCGUUUCCUCUCUUUAUGUGCUAAUUGUAGUAAUCAAGCAAACCCCGUACCCCCAACCCCCUUCUUCCACCCCCAAUAAAGGAGUAUCGAAAAAGUCUUACGCAUUUUAUGUAAAAUAUUA